Molecule: messenger RNA, 855 nt
Organism: Kuraishia capsulata CBS 1993
Lineage: Eukaryota; Fungi; Ascomycota; Pichiomycetes; Pichiales; Pichiaceae
Exons: 2
Coding region: 1-855 (284 amino acids)
Biological process (GO): P-body assembly; cytoplasmic stress granule assembly
Cellular component (GO): P-body
Molecular function (GO): mRNA binding
Source: RefSeq, a predicted model, not a curated record
AUGACUGAUUUUAUUGGGAAGACGAUUGCUCUGAUAUCGCAGAAAGAUAUUCGUUAUGUGGGUAUUUUGGAAGACAUAGAUGGCAACGAAAGCACAAUUUCUCUCAAAGAUGUGAGAGUCUUUGGAACCGAGGGAAGAGUGACUGAUCCUUCCAGAAUCGUGUUCCCAUCCACUGAAAUCUACACUAAGAUCAUGUUGCGUGGACCAGACGUAAAGGACCUCAGCAUUUUGGAACAGAGCAUUGAUCAGGUGAGACCUGAACCGGUUCCAGCUCCACCAAAUUUCAACGGGUAUCCUGGGAUUCCGCCUGUGGGUCCAGGGGCUCCAAUUCAGGGCCAGCCACAGCCACAAGCACAGCAGCCUCCUGCCCAACAGAAGCCAACACCAGCACCAAAACCUGCGCCGGUACCAGCUCAAAAGCCCGAGUCCAAGUCAGAGUCCAGACAAGAAACCAAACCAGCACCACCAGCUUCAGCAGCUCCAGUUCCUGCUCCAAACGUGCAAAAACCUAGAGUUCAAAAACCUCAAGAGAACAAACAGACGGUGGAUUUGAAACAGGAUUUUGAUUUCGAGUCCAGCAACGCCAAAUUCACCAAAGAGGUUGACGUCGAGGACGAUGACACUGGAUUUUACAAUAAGAAGUCCUCUUUCUUCGACACGAUCUCCUCUUCCACCAAGCCAGGCAGUGGUGAGGGAAUGAGGUGGUCCGAAGAGAAGAGCCUCAACUUCGACACUUUCGGCCAGAGCGAGGUCUCGAGAGGAAGAGGUAGAGGUAGAGGACGUGGUAGAGGAAGAGGUGGAAGAGGAAGAAGAGGUGGCUUUAGAGGCAGUGACAGGCAACCUGAGUGGGCUUAA